AUGGGGUUCAUGAAGCGCUUUGGUCGCAAAAAGAGCCCAAAGAACAAAGAGCUGCGCGCGCGCGACGACUUCGCGUUUCCAGCAUACCAUGGCCCCGAUCAAACGCAGCGACUCCCCGACAAGAUUCUACGACAGAUUUUCGAACAAGUAUGUCCGCAUGCAAGCGACGAAUCUCUCGAGCCCAGCGAAGACUCCGGUCACGAUGGCUGCAUGAACUGCGACAUGCGGGAUUUGGCACACUGCGCGCUCACUAAGCGGCAAUGGUACGGCGUGGCGGCAGGAUUACUAUACAAGAGUAUUCGGCUGGACGCAGUGCACUACUGCGAGCUCGAAGAAGUAUACGCCGAGGAACGUAGGCGCAAGUCGCGCGGCGGCGACAUGGAUCCCCCAACCGUGCGGCUACAGCAGCUAUGCCGGACGGUGCGAGAGAACCACAACAUUGGCUCCCGCGUGCGCUUUCUGAAGCUUCCAUACAUGACCCGCGAGUCCUGCAAGGCUGACCUGGCGCGAACCGUGUCCGUAUGUCCAAAUCUUGAGCACAUCGACCUGCCGGACGGCUUCUUCACUGGCGAUCCCACAUGCCACACAUUACGACAAGAGCUACAAGCGCGGUGUCCGAACAUACGGAAAAUGAAAUACAACGAGGGCAGCGAACAGACUUUGGAAUCAUUACUGCACGGAUACUGGCAGCAGCUACGUGUAGUGGAGAUCAACAAAGUCCAGAUAGACCCUACUCUGCUGAGGCGGGUAUUGGGCACGCUCCCAUGGCUGAGCGACGUCAGCUUUUCCAGCGUCCCCUUGCUGAACGACACCGUCUUCCACACAGUUCCCGGAGUACCCGAUUUCCCUGCACUGGACACCUUGUCAUUCCACAAAGUAGACGGCAUAACCGGCGAGGGUUUGCAACAGUACCUCUCCAACCCGCUAUGCCGAGACACCCUCAGAACGCUCAAGCUCAGGAGCUGCGCAGGUCUCCCAGUAGCCUCACUCCACGUUCUCCUCUCCGCAGCUCCCAGCCUCAUUAACCUCGAGUACUCAGCAACCGUCUCCACCCCGCUCCCCAUCGACCCCCUUCCGCUCAUGGCCUCGCGCUCCCUCCGCAAACUGCACUUUGAAAUCAUCGCCAACACAGCCACCCAAAUGUACUCUCCCGCAACAUCCCACUACCAAUAUCUCACCAACAGCCUCAUGUCCAGCUCCCUUCCUGCCCUCCGCCAACUCUACGUCCGCGAUCCUGAUUUCCCUGAGACCCUCACUCUUGCGCCUCCGCUCCGACCUUUUGCAGACGCCCCGCCCCAGCGCGGCUUCUCGCAGCCCCUGGAGGUCUUCUCGAAGGGACUUGACGAGCUAGACUGGAUAUUCACCUCCAUUAUGCCCGCGGACGCAUAUGGCCGCCGCGGUUCCAUGUCGGGCGGGCGACCGCUGAGCAGCUACUCCGCGAGCAAGGGUCUGGGACCGCAAUGGGGUGGCGACGCAAGGAAGAGCAUCGUUGUGCCGAACGGAUUCGGCGGUUUCCUCGCUGUUCCCGCCGAGGGCAAUGAUGGUAGGCCCAGAAGUGCAGGCAAUUUGUCGCCUUCGGGCGGGUUCGGACAUGGGCACUCGCACAGCCUGGGUGGAAAUGGGCCUGCGUUCCGUGGCAGCUUUAUGGGGCAUCAGAAGAGGUCUUCUCGGGCGGACUUGUGGCGCUGA
Molecule: messenger RNA, 1689 nt
Organism: Didymosphaeria variabile
Lineage: Eukaryota; Fungi; Ascomycota; Dothideomycetes; Pleosporales; Didymosphaeriaceae
Exons: 2
Coding region: 1-1689 (562 amino acids)
Source: RefSeq, a predicted model, not a curated record